Messenger RNA from Volvox carteri f. nagariensis, 2418 nucleotides. RefSeq lists its product as uncharacterized. Gene Ontology annotation, biological process: regulation of transcription by RNA polymerase II. Gene Ontology annotation, molecular function: DNA binding. The coding region runs from base 1 to 2418 and encodes 805 amino acids. The record is from RefSeq and is a predicted model, not a curated record. Lineage: Eukaryota; Viridiplantae; Chlorophyta; Chlorophyceae; Chlamydomonadales; Volvocaceae. The transcript has 8 exons. Gene Ontology annotation, cellular component: nucleus.
AUGAACCAGCAGACAUACCUGCAACAACAACAGCAAUACCAACAGUACCAGCAGUACCAGCAGCAUGCUUCAAGUCAGCAGUUCCAUCAGCAGGCGACGCCGCCCCAGCAACACUACGCGUCGCCGCAACAACACUACACGCCGCCGCAUGCCCACCUGACUCCCCCGCAGCAACCAACUCCCAUGCUCAACCCCGGCCAAGCGCAGCAGCAGCUCUUCCAGCAGCAUCAGCAGCACCAGCAGCAUGCUACAUAUAUCCAGCAAGGCGUGCUUCCAGGCACCGGCAAUGCACUCGUGUCAGCCUCCGCCGCCUCUGCCACUAUGGCCGUCGCCACCGCCGCACCCUCAAGCCCGUCGUACAGCCGCGUCGUCUUUGUGAUCGAAGCCACGGCAUCCAUGUUGCAGUUUUGGCACAACUUGCGAACGCUAUACGUGGAGCUCCUGUUGCGGUACAUUGACAAGGGCGUUUUUGGUCGGGUGGAGCUGGCGGUUGUACUGGUGGGUGUGGCUGACGGCACGAGCGACCAGCCUGUUGACGGCAUAACGUGGACGACGAGCGUCAGCGAGGUGCGGUCCACGUUGGAUGCGAUUCAGUUCGCCGGUGGCGGAUUCGGGCCCAUCGCCCUGGCCCAGGCUCUCGCGCACGUCAUAUACCUGCAGACGCUGCCAUCCUCCAUGCCUGUAUCGGCGCCGCUGCCAGGCGGCGGCUCCGCGCCGCCGCCAGCGGACCCUGUCGUACCGUGUUACUGCAUGUUAUUGGUGUAUUCGCCGCCGGACCAGUUACAGGUCUACGUUCCAGGGUUGAACAACCCAGCGGCGGUGGCGGCGGCGGCCGGCGGUGGCGGCGCGGGGCCGGCGCAAGCGGCAUCCGCCGCGGCCCAGCAGUCAGGCAUGGCGCACAUGCACACGUUCAACAGCCUCGUACGGUGUGUACGGCAGGCGUACAAUCUGCACCUGAGCAUCGCGUUUGUGCAAAAGGCCGAACUUCUGGUACGGAGCACGGCGCGGGAUUACACGAUGGCGAUGCUGGUGGACCAUCUGGGGCUCAGUGGCGGCCGUGACCGCGACCAAGCGAUGAUUCAGUUGGAACAGAUUAAGUUCACCUUUCCCAACCAUCGCGAUUACACGGGCCUUAUCUCGCCUGCGUGGACCUACGCCACCCUCGCAUUCAAAAGAGAGUUGGAGAGCGCCAAAGCUCGACACCACCAGGCACAGCAGCAGCAGCAGCUCGCUUUGCAAAGGCAAGCCCAGGCACAAGCCCAGGCGCAGGCACAAGCUCAGGCACAGGCACAGGCACAGGCACAGGCACAAGCUCAGGCACAAGCCCAGGCGCAUGCAAAGGCUGGGGGACCUGGGGUUCAGGCAGGGGCGGUUUCACCGUUUGCAAAUGCGGGCGAGGCUGUAGCUGCUGCGGCGGCGGCGGCGGCGGCGGCGGCACCAGGAGGAGCUGCUAACGGCUUGGUGGCGGUUCACGCGGCGGCAAGGCAGCACGGUGCUGUUGCUGCUGCGGCGGCAGCAGCUGCGAACAUGAUGGGUCAGUACGGCCAAGGUCCGGCAGCGGCGGCGGGGACGCCGUACAACGUCGCCGGGUCGACGCCUGGCCAAACGGCGGCAGCGGCUGCCGCUGCUGCAGCGGCGGCGGCGGCAGCAGCUCCUAAUGCGGCGACGUCGCCGACGCCGUAUUAUCACCCAUCGCCGCAGUACAGGGCGGCCGCGGCCGCGGCGGCGGCAGCAGUGGCGGCGGCAGCCGGCGGGCGCCCUGUCGGCCCUGUGCAGCAGCCGCAGCAGCAGCCGCCGUCAGCAGGGGUACUGCAUCAAUUUGUGCAGGCACAGGCGGCUGCAGCGGCGGCGGCGGCGAUGGCUGCGGCCAAGAUGCAAGGGCAGGGAAUGCCACAGAACCUGACCAAAGCCACUCCGCAGCCGCAGCCUAGGCCAGCGGCAGCGGGUGCUGGGGCCGGGCGGUUGGGGUUCACGCAGCAGGAGGGCUACCAAUACCCCAUCUUCCAGGUCCAGCUCUCCAGGGAGGGCAGCAUAUCUCUCCACCCCCCCUCGAGCGGCCAACACGCCCACCCGGGGGCCAUGUUGGAUGCGCUGUUUGACGGGUUUACCAAGUGCACGUACGCGUCCAUGGUACGGACCGUACCCAACGAGGAGAUGCCCGCGGUACGGCAGGCGAUUGUUGCGGAUGUACGGCUGGAGGUUCUGAUGGUGACGGAGUACGCGGAGAGCGUGUUGGUGUUCAACCAGAUUGUGCAGGAGGCUUGCCGUACCAACGGUGUGGCGCUUGAGAUUGAGGUAGUUGGUCUGCAGGCCUUCCGCCUCGUCAUCUUUCCGGUGGCGCUGACGAAGACGUUGGCGGGUAACAGCUCAGACUGCAAGGACCCCAUCCCUGGUUGGAUUGGCUGGCUUUACGUGUGA